Molecule: messenger RNA, 1119 nt
Organism: Musa acuminata subsp. malaccensis (wild Malaysian banana)
Lineage: Eukaryota; Viridiplantae; Streptophyta; Magnoliopsida; Zingiberales; Musaceae
Product: RING-H2 finger protein ATL16-like
Biological process (GO): protein ubiquitination
Molecular function (GO): transferase activity
Source: RefSeq, a predicted model, not a curated record
ACACGAGUUUCUACUCUUGUCAUGUUGGCCUUCUACUUGACGACUUCAUCGCCUGAGCCCAGCAUCUUCUCCAAUCUUUUCUCUGGUUUUGACUUGUAUCUCUUCUCUCGACCAUGAUCCUCGACUUAUAAUUCUACUCUCCACUGAUUUGUAUGCAUUGAUAUCACUGCAUAGACAUCAUUCUCGCAUGGUUUAGCUCAUUUGAAGCAUUCUUUUCCUUUCAUGGAAGACAACUUCCUUCCAUCAUCAAUGGACAACACCAAGAGCUUUCACCCUCCCCUCAAGCCGCAACCUCCACCACCGUCGCCCUACAUAAUCACUAGCUUCCCCAUCCUAGCUUUAUCCAUCAUCGGAAUCCUCACCACUUCCAUCGUCCUCCUCAGCUACUACGUCUUCGUCACUAAAUGCUGCCUGAACUGGCACCGUUCCGGCUUCCUCGGCCGCCGGCCUGCACCAUCCACGGCCUUCUCGACCUCCGCCGACAACCUCGGCCUCGAUGAAUCGACAAUUCAGGCGAUCCCAACUUUUCGGUACCGGAAAAGAGCUGAGAGUGCUCGGCGGACGUCGUCCUUCCGUGAGUGUGCCGUCUGCCUGAGUGAAUUCCAAGAAGAAGAGAGGGUUCGGCUUCUGCCGAGCUGCUUCCAUGUCUUCCAUAUCGACUGCGUUGAUACUUGGCUCCAGACCAGUGCCAAUUGCCCACUCUGCAGGUCGAGCAUCACAGCUCCGAUUCCACCUGAUCAUUAUGAUCCUUACCACAGUAAUGAUGAAGCGAUCGAAGAAGAAGAAGUUGGCAGUGAUGACACCCAUACAGUGACGGAGCAGAGACUUGGAGACAAGACGAGCAGGAGGCUCCAGCAUCGAAGCAGCAUGGGAGAUGAGUGCAUCGAUGUGAGGGAGAGGGAUGAGCAGUUCCGCGUCCAACCCAUGAGGAGAUCAUUCUCCAUGGACUCUUGGGAUGACAGGCAGCUGUGCACGGCGCUGCAGAGGAUGUUGCAGCAGAACUCGCAGCUCCAAGAUGUUAUUGGAGAGAGCAGCAGCACGAGCAGACUCCGGAGGUCCUUCUUCUCGUUCGGCCGAGCGUCGCGUAGCGCUGUUCUUCCUGUCAAAGUCGAGUUGUGA